This is a messenger RNA of Leptinotarsa decemlineata (Colorado potato beetle), 7531 nucleotides long. Its product is annotated as ankyrin repeat and sterile alpha motif domain-containing protein 1B. NCBI's taxonomy places the organism in Eukaryota, Metazoa, Arthropoda, Insecta, Coleoptera, Chrysomelidae. Gene Ontology annotation, molecular function: protein binding. Gene Ontology annotation, cellular component: cytosol. The record is from RefSeq and is a predicted model, not a curated record.
CAGAGAUGGGACUUCCAGAGACACGCGCGACCUCCAGAAGCAUUCGAUGACAGGAGAGUUUCAGGAGUGUCGGCAAUAUCUAUCAUGACCAACCACACUGCACCGACACGAGAUAUUAAUGAAAACGAUGACACUUAUGUUACGAUGUCGAACACCCCGAUGCGUAAAUCUAAAGCUUACAAGAGCCUGCCCAUCCUUAAAAAGCGCACGAAUCCCAGAAAUAUCGUAGAUCACACCCCAUUGGAUGGCAUUACCUUUAAUUUCCAAGAACAGCUCGAUCUUCGGAAAACCAGCCUGGCUUCAACGAAUUCGUUCCACUCUGCCGUAGAUUGCGGCUUCCACAGUAACUCUGAUUCUUCCAGGGAGUCCGAUAAUAGUCUCUACCACAUACCGUGCGUCCCCAAACAAUUCAUGGAUACCAGCAACCAUUCGGAAGACUUGAAUUACUUGAGCGCUAGUAGAGAAUCGGACCAGAUCAGUAUUGCUUCCACUGCGUCUAGUUGUGGAUACUACCCCAGGAGGCCAGAUAGUGGGGGAGCCCCUCUUUACAUACCGAUGAACAGUUCUAGAGGAGGACAUAGUCCUGGAUCGAAUAGUAAAGUUUCGCCAACUCCUCCCAAAAAACCCCCUCGACGGAAUAUAUCUAACUCUCCAACUCUCAUCCAACCCAUGUCAAUGUCAGUCGAUGGUGUUAGCAAUAGCGCCUAUGAGUACCUCUUUCUCUCCCACACCGGAACCAGGAGCCAAGGCAACCUAAACGACUACGAUAAAGAGAACCGCAGAGAUCGCCUUGGCCAUGGAAGGAGCAUGGACCAGUACGUGGAGAUGAACGUCUUCAGCAUAGCUCUCGACGACGAGCCCGAAAGGCCCAAGAGUGAGUUGCAAAGGGGUAAGAGCGAAGACCUCGACAACAGGAAGAAGAACGAACCGAUCGCGAUCACUUCUAUGUAUGAGAAUAUUAUCAUUAAACAACAAAAUCCCAGGAGAAAGUUAAGACGGAAUCCCGAGGUGUAUGAAGACUAUGAUUUCCGAAGAAAGUGUAAGGAAGAACCUGCGGCUAGUUCCUCGGCUCCGGAGGUUAAAUUUGUGUCCAGUGCGUUUAUUAUGGUGUCCGACCCAAGCGAGGACAAGGAAUGUACUCUCAAAAAUGACAAGAAAGUCUCUGUUAAAUCAAACUUUCCCCUUUCACCAACUCACUAUAACCAGCCUCCUACUCCCGAUCAUCCCCCUCCAAGCGCCAUGCAAGCCGAAAGUGUUAUUUAUGAAAAAAUGCGUCCUCUUAGUCAGCCAAACUUAUCAGCGCAUGCAAGUUUGAACUUUACUAUAUAUAAAAGACGACAUUCGUGGCUUCAUCAGGAGUACAAGAGGAGGUCUAAAGAUAUGGAGACUGAGACGGAAGACGAAUAUCUUCUGAUUUUCGACGGAUCCAGCGGCAGUUUUUCCAGUAGUGUGUCCUUGUCGGACAGGAGUGUUGAUAAUAUCCUGGAGGAGUAUCAUUCGGAUGUUCCAUUUGCAGGCCUCAUUAAAGGUUCAACGACUAAAGUUCUCGAGAAUAUCAACCCCAACACCCCCGCUCAACGUCCCAAAACGCUGAAAAAACUGAAACGCGUCUACGAUAGCGGCAACUGCGAAGGAAUUAAAAGCGAUAACGAGAAAUCUUCCAGCUCCGAGAAGGAAUUCGAUAACAAGGAAAACAGGGAACGCGUAUCAGCUCUUAGCCCUUUCGACGAACAGGAGGAAUGGGCCAAAAUCCAAGAGAUAAUGGCGUCCUUUGGAACUGGCAUAGUGCGCGAAUCCGUUUUCGUAGCCGAGUUGGAAAAGGAGUUCCAAAGUAGGCUAAUGACGAUAAGUUGUUCGCAAAACAGUUUGACUAAAUCCGCAGAUUCCGUCUCCACGGUGGAGAAGUGGCUGCAGGGUUUGGGGAUGGGGGACUACGUCGGACUGUUCAUGACUAAUGGAUUCGAUGAUCUGAACUUUCUGAACGGUGUAAUAGAAGAGAACGACCUGAAAGAAAUGGGAAUUUCCAGCGAGCUGGAAAGACAAAUACUACUAGAUUCCAUAAAGCAUCUCCCGGUAAAAAUAAAUGACAACCCACCGAGCCUUUGUAACAAUAAUAACGAACAAAACAUAGUCAAACUCUGGCUAAAGAAAAUAAACCUGGAACAGUAUUAUGAAACCUUUGUGAAACAUUUGUAUCACGACAUGGAGAGGGUGAAAAGGAUAUGGGAUGUGGAAUUGUCGGCAGUAUUGGAUAUCGAGAAAAUUGGCCAUAGGAAACGGAUUUUGGCGAGCGUCAGUAGCGGAGAACAUAUCGUUGCAGGACCAAAACUUGAAGAAAUAAGGGAUAUCAGCUUUCUGAAAACCAACCAACCUGUGCCAGAACUGCCAUCGCCGUCAGCUAACUCAGUCAACAGCAACACAGGGACCAUCAGACAUAGACAUAAAAAGUCAAGACCAGCACCCCAACCGCCUGUGAAGAAAAACCCUGAACCCGAAAAAAAAUCUCCAUCGGAAAUCUACGUGGGAGGCGCUAAUUCUAUAAAAUCUCAAUGGCGUCACCAACCCAUACUCCUGAUAACGGGCUAUGUGAAGUAUUCGGCGAAUUAUUUGGGAUCGACACUGAUUAAAGAAUUCAAGGGGACGGAGUCAACUAAGAAAUCAAUUCAGAAAGUCAUAAAAGCGAAGGACCAUCCCAGUGAGGAAAUAUGUUUGUCUAUUUCUUAUAGAGGAGUCAAGUUCAUAAAUCCUACAGAGCAGAAAAUAAUCUGCGAACACGAGAUUAAGAAUAUGAACUGUGUCUGCCAGGAUAAUGAUAAGCAGUCAUUUUUUGCUUAUAUUACCAAGGACUGCGAAGCAUUUUACUGCCAUGUUUUUCAAGGAGUUUCUUCCGAGCAAGCGAUAGACAUCAUUCUGACUCUCGGUCAAGCUUUCGAACUCGCCUACCAAAUGGCCCUCAGAGACCAAGUGACGAGCAAGGGCAAGGGCGGCAACCGCGGUGACCACAGGCCGGCGGUCAGUCCCGGGGCGGUAUCGUCCAACAGUCGGGAUUUCAAGGACACGACGCGUACCGCCGACGUCAAACUCAACGGCCACCCUCUCAAAAUGAAACCCUUGACGCUAUCGAUCGCCGCCGAACCAGUAGUUGAGACGGCGGUGCCGCGGACCCCGACGGAACUGAGUGUUGAUCUGCAAGGGUAGCUAUAAGAAUAAUUUUUUUGUAUUUCCGCGUUGUCUCUGCCAUUAAAACUGAUCGGUUUUAGAUUUUUCAAUGCUUAAUCUGAACAGUUUGUAACGUUGUUCGAUGUGGAGGCAGUGUAUCACUGCGAUAUUUGUUGGUGCGUCGAAUUCUUGCUACGUGACGUCAGACUGAAGUCAUAUACAUAAGUUAACGAAUCGCGAGUUAUACCGAAAUAUUGUAUUUUCCAUAAAUUUGAAGUUUUAAAGUUAGAUUUUUCACUUCGACUUUCUGCCCAAAUUGAGACUCUUUCUGUUCUAGAAAUUAACUAGUUACGUUUCAUACUUGAUAAUGGAAUACAACCCGAAACUGGUCGUAAAAAUAAAAGAACUAAUGGAAAUUAGACAAAAGGGGUUUCAUUCACUUAAUUGAUGUGAUCUUGAAUUUCCACAAAAUAAACAAGUCAUCAAUUACACAAAUUCUUUCUGUUCAAUCGAAAACUUGGGUGUGUCACACCCGCAUACUAACAAUUUGAACUACAUAAAAAUAAUUCGCCAUACGAAAAAUUCCACUUACCUAGCAAAAUGUACUGGAUGUGUGUAGGUACAAUUCUUCAGUACUUUUCGAAGUAAUUUUAUCCCGACAAAUUCAUCGCCAAAUUGAUACAUACCCUUUUCUUACUGUAGCUCGAGUUGACGGUUCUGGUAUUCCAUUGUUAUAAAGCCCUUGAUUACUCGAGUCAGUAGUAAGGUUAUGGGGCUUUGUUGGAUUAUUGGCUAAUUUAUUAACAAAUUGAGACAGGUUUCAGAGCAUGUUAUGAAUUUCUGGUUAUGAACUGUUUUAUUCAUUUAGGCCCUUGGUCAUUGAUUUUAUUAUUUUUGUAAAGUUACUCCCACAAUUAUAUUCGAUUUUUUGAAUUGGAAAUUUUUUAUCACAUGAAUCGGGAUUGAAUUUUACUCAUUGGGGAUUCACCACUCAGCCUAGAUAUGAGAAUUCCUUUCUGAGUAAUUCUGACUCAUCUAAUUGGAGUUUAAAAAUUAUAUUCCCCGUUUGCAUUCCAAAUGUAUUUCUAUGGCGUAUAAUAUGUUCUAGUUGGUAAGUGUAAAUGACAGAUACUCUGGUACUAAUAUGAGGCUGAACCAAGUAGGUGCUACUUCAUGUUGGAGUCACACUCUGAGGUUGAAACGAAUGCACUUCAGCCGGAUCGGCUGUCACACUAUUUCAUUAAAACAGAUGUCUACUUCUUUUUGUGUGUGUGUCGACAAUUUCCGAUAAUGUAAAAAAUAUAAGUGAAUAGAAAGUUGAGAAAACCAACGAACCUUCAGUACUAGUUUCAUAUACCGUUUUUCUGGGAUCAUUCAAUGAAAAUAUUUCCGAGGAGUUUUUUGAAGUUCGCCUUUAUAGUAGUGAUUGAAUCCAAUCUGAAUAAUUUCAUAAAGAUAUCUAAAGCAUGUAUCAAGAAAAAAGGAAAGAGGGGGAAGAGAAAGAGAUGAAAUAUGAAGACUCCAUGACCUCCACAGAUAUCCCUCUGGGAUACCUAUCGAAUACACUUUUUCCAUACCAGAACAAAAAUACUGUCUCUCAACGACGCGUGUUUCGCUAACCAAGUUAGUAUCAUCAGUAAUAACUACAAUUGCGUAGGAUAUCAUCAAAAAAUGUUCCUUUUUGUGUCGAUAGAAGCUUUGGCUUGGUAAUCAUAUCGCACCACCUUUGCUUUUCCAGAUAUUGGUUGAAUCAGCGCUUCAUGUAAACAAAGGUAAAUACUUCUAAUAUUUCAACGUGACAUGAAAUUGGAAACUCAUCUGAGACUAUUGAAAUAUUAUGCACUCUAGUUUCAUAAUAUGUAAAAGUUUUUGCACCGAUUAAUGUUCAUUUUAAUCUGUUAAACAGGUUUACUAUAUGUAAUCGCUCUAAAACUCUAAUAAUUCUAUCUAGCCUUCAAUUGUUUCAAAGUGUCAUUGUGGAAAAUAAUUAAAAGUCAUCAUGUUCCAAGUGCCCCAAGUGAAAUCGAUUGAAAUGUUUUCAAAUCCGAAAUGUUGCCAAACAAAUGAGUGUGUAAUGUAGAACGAGCAUCUGCUUCAAAUAUAAUUGGGAUUGAACGCAUUUAUAUCGAUUGAGCUUAGUGUACAAGGCAUACAUGUGGUGACCAUGCACAGAAAAAGGAAACGAUAAUAUAAAUUCAACAAUCUUACUUUCAAAAUGCAAAUUUUAGGAUUUAUGUUGAAUAGCAGCACUUGCCUACUAUCCAUUUCAGUCGGUUGAAUAGGUCUAAUUUAUUGGUUUUAUGCAUUAAGGUAGAUAAUCAUCAAAAUUAUGUUAUCAGAUCAUAAAAACUACUACUUUUUCGAAUGACUAUAUCAUUUUGAUGGCAGAGAUAAAUAGUGGAAAAUUAUAAAAAUGGCCAAGGGGGUUAGUAUUUGAUCUCUCGAUAUAACGUUGAUAUACUCAUGAAAAAUUCAAUUCAAACGGCGAUAUAUAUGGAUAAACAGUAACAAUAACUUCGACCAAUUCAAUGAAAAAGUUUCUUUGAAUUGAUCGAAGUUAUCACUCACUGAACUUACCGAAAUGAUUAUUAUAAAAAUCCAAUAUAAACGCGACGUAGGUACUUUGAAACAUAGUGGAUGUUUGAAUCUAUUGAAAACACUUUUCCCUCACCUGAACAAAUGCCUGUCUCUUGAUGCGCUUUUCGCUUACCAAGUCAGUAUCACUAGUAGAUGCCUGAAAUCCUUAAACUGACUCAGAGAAUUUACAGAAGUUUGACCAAUUAAUUUCCUUUGGUAAUGAUGCUCUUCAAACGGAGUUAAAAAGAUGAAUUAUCAGUGUAAGUUAUUUAUAUUAUUGUAAUUUCCUACCUAUUUAUUUAUUAAUGACUUUUUGAUGAUGAUAAAAUAAUUUUUUUAUAUUUACCUGCUUUUAACCUAUAAUUAUUGGGUAAAACAGUAAACAUCGGCCUAUUUUUUUCUUAUUUCACAUUUUUCGAUUUCUAAACUUUUAAAGGCAUCUGAAAGUCGUUUGUCAUGUUCGUUUCAACUGACCUUAAAGAAGGGCCACAUAAUAAAUAAAAUAUGUUUAAUAUUGUUCGAACUGGUACAUGACAAAUAGUUUUUAGAUGCUUUCGAGAAUAUAGAAAUCGAAAAAUAUGGAAUUAUAUCUAUGAACAGUGACUGAAGUCCCAUCCUAAACAAUUCGUUUUAUUUUUUCAUAGAAUAAUUACAUGUAGAAACCAAGUAAAUAUUCGUUAUCAUAAUCAGGUAGUCAUUGAUAUAUAACCUGAUAUACCCUAACAUAACCUAACCCUUAUUAUUGAUCAGAUUUUUAUAAAACUUUAAUUCAGGUGUAGGAUGAAUUUCAUUCAUAUUGUGAUUAUGCUAACUUCAUUAGGAAAACGUGCGUUGAGAGACAGUAUUUUCUGUUCUGAUGAGGAUAGGUGGUUUUCAAUAAAUUCAUUUUAAGCCUGAAGUUACAAUUCUACCUAUCAAGUUUGAUUAUUCGUAGAUUAUUCAAUUUCUUCUGGGGAACAUCUCAAGGAUAAUGAUUUAUUAGUUUUUUACUAUUUCAUAAACUUUAAAAAAUUCUAACAAAGGGUUCAAUAAAGUAUUAAGUAGUAGUAUUUAUAUAAUAGUAUAUUAUGAAGUUCAUUUGUAAUGCAGAAGAUUAUCGUGUCUGUACUAAUUUCAUGAAUGCUAAAAUCAAGCUUCGUUACAAAUUUUAUUUGCUAGUUUAUCGUCGACAUAAUUUUUUUUAUGAAAUUUCAACCGAGGCUACUUCAAUUUCGCUUUGACAGAAAUAUAGAAGCAAUGAAGAGCCACUUAUUUUUAGCAUCUCAAAAUUAUGGCUUCAAUCUUAAAUAGUUACAGAGGAAGUUUCGUUUGCUUAUUUUAAGACACAAAUGUGUCAUUUCGCGGCACAGAUUCCACAAAGUGUCGGAUUAAUUAUUUUGAUAUUCGUUACCGUACCAUCGUUGUACUAGUCGACGAUAAAAUAGUUUAUGAUAUUUUUGAUGGAAUUGGUAUUCACUCUAAAAACGUUUUCAAUAAUACAUUCUCUUGAGAUUUCUCUCAUAACAGUUUACAGUGUCUAAUGUUGAAAUAGUGUACCGAAUAUUAUAUUUCAUACGUCCGAUGAAACUACUUAAUUGUGAAAACCACAUAAUGCGAUUUGUAAACUGUUGUGUGUGAAUUCUAUAUAAAGUCCAAUGAAAACACUUUCUACAUCUCCCACCAGAAAUGAAACACUCUCUUCAUAGAAGUAUUGAAUUUGUUCUACGUUAGAUGUGUCAGUUCUACCUUUUAUAUUUAUAACUGUGUUAGUGUGACCUUCAAACAGAUUUAUUUAUUAUAAUUUCAUAUAUAUUUU